GCCGCCCUGCGCCGGACGGGCCGCGCCGCAGUCGGAGCCGCCGCCCGCGCCGCCUCGGGGCCGCCCUGAGAAGCCGGGCCGCUGGGCGCCGCCGCGGCCGCCCGCAGCGAGCGCCGGGGAGGGAGCCGCGCGCCUUUGUGAGCGCGCCGAGGUAUUAUAUCUUCUUUGAAAGACCGGGAUGAAAGGCUUGCUGUUGUUAGACCUUGAUUCAAACUGUGCCAAACACCAUGCCUGACACACAGUUGAUGGUCACAUGUCACGGAACAAAAUUACACAUGGAUGGCCAGAUAGUUGUUUGUUCAUGUCUAUGUCUGUCAGUGGUUCCCAGAACACCAAGUGUCCUCUGCAGAUGGUGAAGAUGGAGCACGAAAAAGCUCAGGAGACAGCCCAUCUGAGGAUACUGACCUUAAGGAUACAUAUCUCAUCCCAAGAAACAUCAUGGCCGAGCCAGACUACAUAGAAGAUGACAAUCCUGAGCUAAUUAGGCCUCAGAAACUAGUCAAUCCUGUCAAAACGUCCCGCAACCAUCAGGAUCUUCACAGAGAACUUCUCAUGAAUCAAAAAAGGGGUCUUGCCCCUCAGAACAAGCCGGAACUGCAGAAGGUGAUGGAAAAGAGAAAACGAGAUCAAGUAAUAAAACAGAAAGAAGAAGAAGCACAGAAGAAGAAAUCUGACUUGGAAAUAGAACUAUUAAAACGGCAGCAGAAGCUGGAACAGCAAGAACUUGAGAAGCAGAAAUUGCAAGAAGAACAAGAAAAUGCCCCCGAGUUUGUGAAGGUUAAAGGCAAUCUCAGAAGAACAGGCCAAGAAGUGGCACAAGUGCAGGAGUCCUAGGCCCUGGCGACAGAGACCACGCAUGCGCCACACCCACUCACUCCGUGGGGAAGCUGUGAGCAGGCGCCUCCUCAACACUUAAUCUCAGGGCCAGAGCCCCUGGAGAGAACCCCAGCCAGCAGAGAAUUGUUACUUUAAAAAAGAUUUAGCUUUGAUUUUCCUACAAUCUAGGUGGAUAAAUGAUCUGUGAUGGUUGCAAUUCCUAUUCACCAAACGAAGGACAUUGACCAGCACUUAAGUUGGGAUAAAUGAACCUGUGUUCAUAAGACAUAAAACAAAAAAAACAAACAUCACAAAGCAGAACAGAAAGAGGACAUUGGAAUAAAUUCUUGAGAGUUGCACUACCUGGUUUUUCUUCCAGUCCAGGUUUAAUGGGGCACAGAGCCUUUUUUCUUUUAAAUCUAAAGAAAAUGUGUUUUGUUUCUUCCUUUAGUUAUCUGUUAGAUAAUUUAAAUCACAUAGGAAGGUGUUUGAUCUGUUACAUCCAGUAUUUGUAAAUUUCCUUUUGUGAAUCUAGAAUUUUCUUGUUUGGUUACGCUUUCACCUGUGUUAGAUCGACACCUGACAAUGUUAAUGUUGAGCACAGCUGUUAACCUUAGUUGGCAUUAAGAUUCAGGAAGAGGGUGAGAAGUUUUAAAAAUAUGGAGGAAAAAAUACAUAAAAAUUCGGAAACAAAUAUAUGUAAAAGAUAGGAAAAAAACCCCACAUAAAUCUUGAUCUUAUUUUAAUUCCUUUUGGUUCUCGGAUACUAGAAUGCUCCACAGUGAUUAUUCCAGUUCAGAGAAGGCACAUCAUAUAAAUCCAUUUAUUGUUUUGAUAACUGGUAAGAAUUUUGUUUGCUUUUUCAAUUUCUUGCUGAGCUAGUCCUUUUAUACAUGAAACAAUCUCCCGAUCCUUCAGAGAAGAAAAAUGAGUCCAUGUAACGCAGCUUCAGUCUCAAAAGUAGAGAGUCCAGAUCUUUGAGAACAGGGUGGGGAAAGCUCCCAUGGGAAGCUGGGCAAGGAGGACUUCUUUGGGUAUUUUAAUGUGAAACAAACGUAGGCUGGUCUCCAGGAGGCCGAGCUGAAAGGUCGGUGGUAGCAUUUGUACAUUUUGAUUUUCAUUAGAAUCCCAAGUUUUGAAAACCAGAUUAAGGAUCACAUACUGCUUUGCUUUUUUUUUUUUUUUUUCUUGUGAAGAAAGAUUGCUCACUGCUCUGUUGGCGGUGACGACUACUGUACUGCAUCUCAGGAAGUGCUGAGGUGAAGGGGAGAGGCUGCCUGGCGUCUGCAUGCUAGCCAGCUCGCGGUCCAAAGUGAAGUCCCAGUCCAGCAGCAAAGUCCUGAUCCAGAGUGCUUUUUUUUUUUUUUUUACUGCUGGUCUGGGCAGGGGUAUAUUCUACAUGAGGUGAUCGGAGGAAUUGAGGAGGAUUCUGUGUGUUUCCAUUGAGGUGAUUCGGCCAGUCACUCUCACAUCGAAGAGUCGUCUUAAACUUCCUUUAAAGGCUCCAUAGGAAACUGGAUCCUGAGCUUUUAAUCCUAAUAAGCAUUGUAGAAAUUAGCUUUCUAUGGGAAUGCUUUAGUUUUCAUAGUCAACAGGCUCAUAUUCAAUCCUCAUGUGAACCAGAUAAAGGUAAACACGAUGACAAUAUACUGCUAGUCAGAGGACACGUCAGUCACACCUGACUUCUCAGUAAAUAUCUCUGAAGAGAAUAUGAGAUGGUUAAGAUAAAGUGUUGCUCUAUGAUAGUUUGCUUUCAAAGGAUGGAACGGUAACUAUUUUUCCAUCCUAGCUUUUGCAAGAAGAAAGUCUGUUAAAUGAUCAUCUUGAAAAUACAUUCUGAUAGCACAUUGACUGGAAUGCUUUCUUUGUGCAUCUGGACUCAUGAUGAGAUUUGCGAGGUGAGGAUUCAGGACUGGUCAUAGCCUUUCACCCGACUGGAUGUUGGAUCUUAAGUCCUGCGCCCUUGAAGCAGUUCUGCUGCUCGAUAACAUUCUCAAGGGCGCUGACAGGCUACGGUAGCAGGACUGCUUCUGUUGCCACGAUUCACCUAGAAUUCAUUCUUCACCGGGAAGAAAAAUUAAAAAAGCAUUUCCCUCCCAAUCGCACUCACCAGACUGCACAGUGACAUGUAGUGAGUAGUACAAAGUCUGGCCAAAAGACUUGUAAAUAGUAUGAAGUGAUGUCUCGGGACCGGACAGUGGAAUGUACAGGUAGAGAAGCUCUGCGAAGUUGUCUGCUCCGCUCGGCUCACAGGCCUGAGCUUCAGGGCGCCCGUCUCCGCUCCACACAUUGAUACUGUACAGUCCAAACUCCUAGGACUUGUGAACAUCUGAGCAGUUUUGUGCUUUGAGCCACUUUUUGACAAAGAAUGGCUCCAUUUUUCCACUCUAUGGUUUUCUUAAAAUAGUUCACUGUUUUAUAGUCUCCUGGUAGUAAAGUAGCGUUGCUUUCUAAGCUACAGCAAACAGUUGACUUUAUUCUUCUACUCCGAAAAAUCUUGACUUGUUUGAGUGUAUAUAAUAUAUAUAAAGGGAGCCUUAAUGGAUUUGUUUUCAUAAUUUAAUAUUUUUUGUAUUUGCUCUUGUACAAUUGUUUUUAAUGGAAAGUAUUACAGAAUUGAGGGUGGAAUUCUUAGAACCAAAGUUAUUCUUAAUAAAAAUCACCACAUGCUUGGACCAUGAA
Nyctereutes procyonoides (raccoon dog) is the source of this 3498-nucleotide messenger RNA. It is a transcript of the gene FAM107B, whose product is annotated as family with sequence similarity 107 member B. The coding region runs from base 439 to 834 and encodes 131 amino acids. The transcript is spliced from 5 exons. NCBI's taxonomy places the organism in Eukaryota, Metazoa, Chordata, Mammalia, Carnivora, Canidae. The record is from RefSeq and is a predicted model, not a curated record.